This is a messenger RNA of Porites evermanni, 3155 nucleotides long. The record is from the annotation of a GenBank genome assembly. Lineage: Eukaryota; Metazoa; Cnidaria; Anthozoa; Scleractinia; Poritidae.
AUUUUGCAUUGAACUGAACGUUUUUAUUUUCCUCAAGUUUUUCUUAUAAAAUUGCAUUUGAACAGCGUAAUGUCUGCUUUAGGGGUAGUAGAACACCUCCGGAAUUUAGCUGCGGAUCCACAAAACAGGGCAACUAUUGUCAAAGUACGAAAAUCAAUUUUAAAACACACGAAUGUUCAAUGCUCUAUGAUCCGCCAUGUUUUAUAAUGUCAGCGUAUCCCUUUUUUCAUUAUUUUCAGGAUCAAGGAUGCUUGGCUGGACUCGUUUUAUUUCUCGAUAACGAAGAUGUGAACGUUGUAGUAACUGCACUAGAGGUAUGCAUUUCAUUUAUCUCUCUCAUGUCAGCGAAGAAGAACUUCAUAAAAUAAGAUUUCAUGAUAUUUUCAGGCUUUAAAGUUCCUGUCAGAAUUUCACCCAAAUCGUUCCAAAAUGAGGGAUGAAAUAGGAAUGGUUAUCAGCUUAAAAAGCAUCGUGAAUAAAGAAGGCUACAAUGCUAAAGCAAGACAAUUAGCUAAGGAAGUUUAUAAGAAUAUUCACGCCCAUGUGCCGACAGCCCCAAGUCAAAGGACAAGGUGAGUGAAGCUGAUAUUUUUUCGAUUGCUUGAUUUAAGCACAGCAGUCAACAUGCAUCAGAUAAUCUCAUCUCUGUAGAGGUAGACAUUGUUGCUGUGAAUGCUUGCUCAUUCACCCAGAUGUCACUGAAUAGUGUUAUCAUUAUUAUUAUAGAUAUCAUUUAUUAUAAUAAUAAUCAUUAUUAUUAUUAUUAUUAUUAUUACUAUUAUUAUUAUUAUUAUUAUUGUUAUUAUUAUCAUUACUAUUAUUAUUUUACUCAGCUUAUUAACAUUAACCUCCACUUUUUCCAGUGGUACAACACAAGCUUUCUUUCUUGGCAACUUGAACAAGAGGGCUAAAGUAAUAGUUCUUCAAAUCAAGGGCCUAGCAAAUCAGGUUAGUAGAAUUCAACAACGAAAGUCAACGUACAGCUGCAAGAAAAUUUCAGCUUCACAAAAAAUUCAGAUAUGAAGAUCGUAAACAAAGUUUCCCGCACUCUGCAUUUGACAGGUCACUAGAAAACUAUGCGAGGAAGAGCUGCUGAAAGUCAAGGGAGUCAUCAGUUUCACAUUUGUCAUGAACAAGUCAAGAUGUGUGGUCAGGUGUAAGCUAGAGUUGUCACCAGAGGCACUUUGUGAUGCAAUCAACAAAACAAAAGUCCUGUCUGCCCAGCAAGUGGUAAAAAAUGAACAUGGAGAAGAGGUACAAAUUGCAUCCAUUUUUAUUGAUGGCAAAAAUAAAGCUUGGCCCUGACCUACAAAGCCCAAGUCUGACUAACACACCUCUUUGCAAUGAAUGUACAGAUGGCAGGGCUGUGCUCUAGCAGAGCCCGGUGGGCCCUGGCACCUAAUGUUUGCCCUCAAGCAACUAGAAAAUCUCAGAUUUUUCAUACAAAUCAUAUGUUGAGCACCCUAGAUUUUACAGUUUCAGAGAACUGGACCCCCUUCAAUUUUCCUUAGAGCACAGCCUUGGUCUAUCAGUGUGGGUUCUCAUUAAAUAACCAACUACUUUUAAUUUGAACUGCCACCUACUUUUUGCCACACCCUAGGUUUUGCAUCCUAGCUCUUUACUUCAAAACUUAAUGAGAACCCUGUCUAGCUAUUUAGUUUGAAUCUUUCCAAGCACCACUAAGAUUAAGAUAGCACCUAAUAUCUAUAAAUGCUUUUGUUAUAAUAUGGCUAGCUCUUGGAACAGUUAAGGCUCUGCUCCGUAAUGAAAAGGCCAUGUAAUAAAUAACUUUUUAACCUUGUUAAUUCAGUCAUUACAGGGAAAUCUCAGCCAUCAAGGCCGAGGUUUGAGAUUUCCCUGUAAUGACCUCAUGCUCAGUUAAUAAAGAGUAGGAUGUAAUAUGUACCCCUUGUUGUUCUCAUUACAUUAGGUAAUGCUGUCAUUUGGAUCUGCUCCUGUCAGUAACUGUGCCAGAGGUAACAGCAGCAAAUUACCAGAUUAUCUGCCUGAAGAAGAUGAUGAUGUUCCAGUUAUAUCUGAUAAGGUGAGGCAGUUCUUUUCAAAUGCACCAAUCACUACUGAACAGAAACUGUAGCAACAAGGUCCCACCCAGUCAAUCAGCCUCAUUGUCCCAUUCAUUAAGACCAACAGUAAGUAUUGAAAACAUCACCAUCGGUAACAAAAUGGCUCCUUUCAAGAAUAUUAUUAGUUCAUAUGUACCAUGCAGUGAACAUUAUUUUGCGGCUCAGCAACCAAACUCAGGGCCAGUUGUUUAUAUGAGAUGAUCCAGCUCUGUGGCCAGUCAUUUGGGCUGGCUCAGCUUACUUCUUCAUAGAAUUUUUGUUAUGUUGAGUAGAUGCCCAGCCGGCCGGCUUACCAAGGAAUUGGUUACUUUAUUACUUGAACUGAAAUCUCGGCAAGAGGGCAGCCCAGCGCACCUUCCCACAUAAAUAGAAUGAAGGAAACAUGGCAUGCUCAGUCAACCUAAUAACACCACAUAUAAACAGACACUCAAAAAGGUUUUUAUGAACUAAGAAAUAACACACCCUAUUUGUCUCCUUUUCAGACAUGGCAUUGAAAAAACUAUGUAGAGAUCAUCAACUCUGUAAUGAACAGGCAAAGGGAGGGUUCUUCAUUUAUAAAGUUAACACACUUAUUAUUGUGGGAAUUUAUUUGCUGCAUUGCACAGUGUUAGCGGCUUUUGCACCGCCUAAUUCCUGUCACUUCCAAAAUUCUUUGCAGGCAUUAACCAAGGUUGGAGGAGAAGAUAAAGAAAAUGGCUGGUUUUCCAGUGUAACUAGCUUCUUUAGCAAGACACUGUACUGGUGAAAAUGAGAGGACUGUGAAGCACCAUUUGUACAGAUUCGUUUAAGAUUUCAGCGGGAGUGUUGAUCAGUAAUAUGGUGCACUCAUUUACGACUUGCUGAAAAAUUUUAUUGAUGUAAUUUUAAUACCUAAUGUUAGAAACCCCCCUCCCAGAAACAACCUUUGUUAUGUAAAUAUUAACUAGUUAAGUAGUUACUUUCUACAGGUUGUAAUAAAUAUUCUUUUUCACAAAUUGGAGAAAAAUAUUAAUUAAAUUUUAGAAUGGCACUAUUAUUGUAAUCUGUUUCAUUUGCUAUUAUAAACCAAAAGCCUCUAUAUGUCUCUGUUUU